ACCACCACCGGCCAAGGCAGUACCUAGCAAAUUACACGCAUCGGGAGAUCACAAUGGCUGGGGAGAUCGCGCCGUCGGGCAGCCGGCGGAGCUGGCGCCUGACGUCGUCGGGGCGAGCGGGGUCGAUCGCGCGGUCGCUGGGGACCGGCGGCUACGGCGACCCGGACGACCCGUUCCGGCGGUCGUCGGCCGCGAGCCUCGGCGACCUGGAUGAGGACGAGGAGAACCUGCGGUGGGCGGCGCUGGAGAAGCUGCCCACGUACGACCGCAUGCGGCGGGGCAUCAUCCGGAAGACGCUGGACGCGGACGGCGGCGGCGGCGGCGACGGGGUGACGAAGCGGUACGCGGGCGCCGACGAGGUUGACAUCGCCAGCCUCGACGCGAAACACGGCCGCGAGCUCAUGGAGCGCGUCUUCAAGGCCGCCGCGGACGACGGCGAGCGGUUUCUCCGCCGCUUCAGGGACCGCCUCGACCUAGUGGGCAUCGAGCUGCCGCAGAUCGAGGUGCGGUACGAGCACCUGUCCGUGGAGGCGGACGUCCACGUCGGCAAGCGCGCGCUGCCUACGCUGCUCAACGCCGUCAUCAACACGGUUGAGGGGCUGUUGAGUGGAUUCGGCUCUUCGAACAAGAAGAGGAUUGAGAUACUCAAAGAUGUCAGUGGUAUUCUCAAGCCAUCGAGGAUGACACUUCUUCUCGGACCUCCAUCAUCUGGGAAAAGCACACUAAUGAGAUCCCUAACUGGGAAGCCUGAUUCAAAGCUCAAGGUAUCUGGCAAUAUCACAUACUGUGGUCAUACGUUUUCAGAGUUCUAUCCUGAGAGGACUAGUACAUAUGUUAGUCAGUAUGAUCUACACAAUGGAGAGAUGACAGUUAGAGAGACAUUGGACUUCUCAAGACGAUGUCUAGGCAUUGGUGCCAGAUAUGAUAUGCUCUCAGAAUUAGCAAGAAGGGAGCAAAAUGCAGGCAUUAAGCCUGACCCUGAGAUUGAUGCUUUCAUGAAGGCAACUGCGGUACAAGGAAAGGAGACUAAUGUUAUCACGGAUCUUAUUCUAAAGGUGCUUGGGCUUGAUAUUUGCGCUGAUACUAUAGUUGGGGAUGACAUGAAAAGAGGCAUUUCCGGUGGCCAAAAGAAACGUGUAACAACUGGAGAGAUGCUAACUGGUCCUGCAAGAGCUUUAUUCAUGGAUGAAAUAUCUACUGGGCUUGAUAGCUCUAGCACAUUUCAGAUUGUUAAAUACAUCAGACAGAUGGUCCAUGUGAUGAAUUAUACAGUGAUGAUCUCUCUCCUCCAGCCUCCGCCUGAGACCUACAAUCUAUUCGAUGACAUAAUUCUGCUAUCAGAAGGGUACAUAGUUUACCACGGGCCACGAGAGAACAUACUAGAAUUCUUUGAGAGUGCUGGUUUCCAGUGUCCUGAACGGAAAGGAGUGGCCGACUUCCUUCAGGAGGUGACUUCCAGGAAAGAUCAACAGCAAUACUGGUGCCAUGAUCAUGCGCAUUAUCGUUAUGUCUCAGUCCUGGAGUUCUCCCAGCUUUUCAAGACAUUCCAUGCUGGACAGAAGCUCCAGAAAGAGCUUCAAAUUCCUUAUGUCAAAUCUAAAACACAUCCUGCUGCGUUGACUACCAAGAAGUAUGGACUAUCUAGUAGGGAGUCCCUCAAGGCAGUGCUAUCAAGAGAGUGGUUGCUGAUGAAGCGCAACGCCUUCCUCUACAUAUUCAAGUCAUUUCAAUUGUUUGUCCUGGCAAUUAUAACCAUGACCGUGUUUAUCAGAACAAAGAUGCCCCAUGAGAAAUUUUCUGAUACCAUCAAAUUUAGUGGUGUUUUGACUUCUUCUUUGAUCACAAUUAUGUUCGGUGGACUUUCCGAGGUACAAAUGACUAUUAAAAAACUACCAGUAUUCUACAAACAGAGAGAUUACUUGUUCUUUCCAGCAUGGACCUUUGGAGUUGCAAACAUCAUUUUGAAGCUUCCUUUUUCACUUGUGGACACAUCUGUUUGGACAAUCGUUACAUAUUAUGUUAUAGGUUACGCACCUGGUCCCGGAAGGUUCUUUAGGCAGUUACUAGCAUACUUUUGCACUCACCAGAUGGCUGUGGCCAUGUUCAGGCUGCUAGGUGCACUUUUACAAACGAUGGUUGUAGCUAAUACAUUCGGAAUGUUUGUGCUUCUCCUUGUUUUCUUGUUCGGAGGAUUUGUCAUCCCCAGAACCGACAUCCAAUCCUGGUGGAUCUGGGGAUACUGGAUAUCUCCCAUGAUGUAUAGCAAUAAUGCUAUAUCAGUCAAUGAAUUCCUUGCCAGUAGGUGGGCUAUUCCAACCGCUGAAGGGAGCAUUGGUUCGUCAACAGUUGGGAAGGCUUAUCUCAAAUCCAAAGGCUACUUUACUGGUGAAUGGGGGUAUUGGCUUUCCAUUGGGGCCAUGAUAGGAUUUAUGAUUCUUUUUAACAUUCUCUACCUUUGCGCUCUUACAUUUAUGAGCUCUGCUGGCAGUUCAAGUACUGUGGUUUCUGAUGAGACCACUGAAAAUGAGUUGAAAACAGGGUCAACGAAUCAAGAACAGAUGUCGCAGGUUACCCAUGGUACGGAUGCAGCAGCAAACAGGAGAACUCAGACAGGAAUGGUGUUGCCAUUCCAACCUUUUUCACUUUCUUUCAACCACAUGAACUACUAUGUAGACAUGCCUGCUGAAAUGAAGGCACAAGGAUUCACAGAAAACCGCCUCCAGCUACUAUCUGAUAUUUGUGGUGCAUUCAAACCUGGUGUUCUGACCGCGUUAGUUGGUGUCAGUGGAGCUGGAAAGACCACUCUAAUGGAUGUACUGGCAGGAAGAAAGACAAGUGGGACAAUCGAGGGAGACAUCAGGCUUUCUGGCUACCCUAAAAAACAAGAAACUUUUGCCCGUAUAAGUGGUUACUGCGAACAAACUGAUAUCCAUUCGCCAAAUGUUACUGUGUACGAGUCUCUUGUUUAUUCUGCUUGGCUCCGCCUUUCGUCAGAAGUUGACGAGAACACAAGAAAGGUAUUUGUGGAGCAAGUGAUGUCACUAGUCGAGCUUGAUGUAUUGCGUGAUGCUCUCGUUGGUCUACCUGGCGUUAGUGGGUUGUCAACUGAACAAAGGAAAAGGCUGACAAUUGCUGUCGAGCUAGUUGCAAAUCCUUCAAUCAUCUUCAUGGAUGAGCCAACUUCUGGCCUUGAUGCUAGAGCUGCAGCUAUCGUUAUGCGUACCGUGAGAAACACAGUUAACACAGGACGAACUGUGGUUUGCACAAUCCAUCAACCGAGUAUUGAUAUCUUCGAGUCUUUUGAUGAGCUUCUAUUGAUGAAGAGGGGAGGACGGGUUACAUAUGCUGGCAAGCUUGGUCGCUAUUCUAACAUACUAGUUGAAUACUUUGAGGCAGUUCCAGGUGUUCCAAAAAUAGCAGAAGGAUACAACCCAGCUACGUGGAUGCUUGAAGUUAGCUCUCCUCUAGCUGAGGCGCGCCUGAAUGUAGACUUUGCUGAAAUUUAUGCCAAUUCUGCGCUUUACCGGAGCAAUCAAGAACUUAUUAAGGAGUUGAGCAUUCAACCACCAGGCAGCCAGGAUAUCUCAUUUCCUACCAAGUAUUCUCAGAAUAUCCUAAAUCAGUGCAUGGCAAAUGCUUGGAAGCAAUUCAGAUCUUAUUGGAAGAAUCCACCCUAUAACGCUAUGCGUUAUCUUAUGACGGUUCUCUAUGCUCUUGUGUUUGGUACAGUCUUUUGGCGAAAGGGAAAGAAUAUAGAGUCCGAGCAGGACCUGUACAGUCUACUUGGAGCCAUCUAUGCUGCUGUUUUCUUCCUUGGGGCUUCUACUUCAUUCUCAAUUCUGCCAGUUGUGUCUAUUGAGAGGACAGUGUUCUACCGUGAAAAGGCAGCUGGGAUGUACUCUCCACUGUCUUACGCGGUUGCGCAGGCACUGGUCGAGUUCGUGUACAGUGCAGCUCAGGGUAUUCUUUAUACUGUCCUCUUCUACGGCAUGGUUGGCUUUGAGUGGAAGGCAGACAAGUUCUUCUACUUCAUGUUCUUUCUUGUUGCAUGCUUUACCUACUUCACAUUGUAUAGCAUGAUGCUUAUUGCAUGCACUCCCUCCCAAAUUCUUGGGAGCGUUCUUGUUGCAUUCUCCCUAACUCAGUGGAACAUUUUCGCCGGCUUCCUCAUAUCACGACCGAUGAUACCUGUUUGGUGGAGGUGGUUCUACUGGGCUGACCCGGUUUCCUGGACCAUCUAUGGUGUCAUUGCGUCGCAGUUUGGCGACGACAACAGGAAGGUGAUAGCCCCUGGCCUGCGUGAUGGCGUGGUGGUGAAGGAUUUCUUGAAUGAUAAGCUGGGUUACAAGCAUGACUUCCUCGGCUACCUUGUGCUCGGGCAUUUUGGCUACAUCCUCCUCUUCUUCUUCCUCUUUGCAUACGGCAUCACGAAGUUGAACUUCCAGAGACGGUAGGAGGGUGACUAGUCGGAUGUGAAUCCAAAAUCACCUUAUGUUCAGUCAAUUUUCUUGUGUGAAGCAAAUGCAGCAGACUACUGUAUACUAUGCUGCAUUGCUGAAGAGAUGUAGUGGACUCAUGAGAGCAGCUUGUAUCAUAUUGCAGAUAUAAAAUGUAAUUUCUCAUUUUAUUUAAUCAUGAUGUAAUUUUUUCUUACUAGUUCACACUUUAUUUAUUUAGUGUUUCUUUACGCACUUUUGUGUGACCACUAACAAGAGUAGGGACAUUACGAAUUUACAAGGAUUUGUUUGGUGCA
Molecule: messenger RNA, 4753 nt
Organism: Brachypodium distachyon (stiff brome)
Lineage: Eukaryota; Viridiplantae; Streptophyta; Magnoliopsida; Poales; Poaceae
Product: ABC transporter G family member 43
Exons: 20
Coding region: 54-4454 (1466 amino acids)
Cellular component (GO): membrane
Molecular function (GO): ATP binding; ABC-type transporter activity; ATP hydrolysis activity
Source: RefSeq, a predicted model, not a curated record